Messenger RNA from Helianthus annuus (common sunflower), 1394 nucleotides. Its product is annotated as 2-Cys peroxiredoxin BAS1, chloroplastic. NCBI's taxonomy places the organism in Eukaryota, Viridiplantae, Streptophyta, Magnoliopsida, Asterales, Asteraceae. The record is from RefSeq and is a predicted model, not a curated record. The coding region runs from base 446 to 1216 and encodes 256 amino acids. The transcript has 8 exons. Gene Ontology annotation, molecular function: thioredoxin peroxidase activity. Gene Ontology annotation, biological process: response to oxidative stress; cell redox homeostasis; cellular response to stress.
AACAGUGUAUAAAGAGCAGAUAUUGGCGGUCAUAAUGAUAGCUUUACAUUCGCUUAAAACAUGCAUGUUCAAAAUUCUCGCUGCAUAGCAUGGUGGAAAUCCAUACGACGACUACCAUUGGGCAUACUUUUCGUUUAAGUUUUUAUUAAUAGUCGUUCUUCCCCGCCGCGAAGCGCGAGCGGAAACUACUAGUUAUUAUUAUUAUUAUUAUUAUUAUUAUUAUUAUUAUUAUUAUUAUUAUUAUUAUUAUUAUUAUUAUUAUUAUUAUUAUAAUAUUAAUUUUCCAACAUCUUCUACAUACAUACCCGUGCUACCUAGACACCACCAACCAACCCCCACAAAACCCCUUAUCUUCAUCUAUCCUUUGCAAUCACAUCUCCACCUUAAAACACCAAACACUCACCUUCACACUCCACACCAACAACAACAACAACAACAACAAACAAUGGCUGCUUCAUCUGCCUCUGCAGCUCUUAUCUCCUCCCCAAACCCUUUCAUUUCCCCCAAAUCUCAUACCCUAAGCUUCUCCGCCUCCUCCUCCUUGACCUUUCAGUCCAAAUCCCUCCGUUCUUCCCUCUCUCUCCGCCCCUCCACCGCCCGCCGCAACACAUUCGUCGUCAAAGCUGCACUGCCACUAGUUGGAAAUCAGGCACCGGACUUUGAAGCUGAGGCUGUUUUUGAUCAAGAGUUCAUUAAUGUUAAGCUCUCUGACUACAUUGGCAAGAAAUAUGUCAUUCUCUUUUUCUACCCUUUGGACUUCACUUUUGUUUGUCCAACAGAAAUCACUGCAUUCAGUGACCGAUAUGCAGAAUUCGAGAAGAUUAAUACUGAAAUAUUGGGCGUUUCUGUAGACAGUGUGUUCUCCCACCUUGCAUGGGUUCAAACAGACAGAAAAUCUGGCGGUCUUGGUGAUCUGAACUACCCUCUGAUUUCCGAUGUCACAAAAUCGAUUUCAAAAGCUUUCAAUGUGUUGAUUGAAGACCAGGGAAUAGCAUUGAGAGGGCUUUUCAUAAUUGAUAAGGAAGGUGUCAUCCAACACUCCACAAUUAACAAUCUCGCAAUUGGUCGAAGCGUUGAUGAAACAUUGAGAACACUUCAGGCAUUGCAAUUUGUACAAGAGAACCCGGAUGAGGUAUGCCCGGCUGGAUGGAAGCCAGGGGAGAAGUCGAUGAAGCCCGACCCUAAGGGCAGCAAGGAAUACUUUGCGGCCAUAUAGUUAGACGCCUUUCCUUUUAUUUUCAUUGAACUGAAUUGAGUUUUGGGUAAAACCCUCAAGUCUGGACUACAUUUCUUGAAACAGUGUUGUAAGCAUGUUAAAGCUCAAAACGUCUAAUGAGUAUUUGUAUUUUGAUUAUAACGACGGAGUAUGAGUUAAGUAUGUAUGUUAUAGCUUA